AUACAACUGUACAAUAUUAUGUACCGUAGUAUAACCACAAAAUCGGUGUCGGACUAUUACAUUUGGCAGCGUGUGUGCGUUACAUGUUAGUAUAUUACUUGUUACAUCAUACAGGAUUGUACAACUGUCCGUUAACACACAUCGUCAUCCAUAUUCCAUUGUCUACACGGCACACAAACACAAUAUAAUUGCCACAACAACGCAGUGACGCUUUUCUGGACGUUGGGUGAAAUUUUUUGUAUUUUUUUGUUUGAUGGUCGGUGCUCGAGUCAUAGUCGUGUACUCAUCCAAUGUAAAAUCGAUAGAUCGCUAUUCGACUUUCUACCAACAGACAACGAUAGUAAGGUAAUUAUCUGAUUUUACAGUGGUAAAUUUAUUUUGUUGUGAAAGAUUUAGCAGACAGAACAAAUGUCCACUUAGUAUUUCCAUUGGGUCGGGCCCUGAAAAUAGCGUGUGGUGGUCUGAAUGCAUUUAUUAUUUUGAUAUUAGAUGUCUUCGAUAUUUGAUUGUCAUAUACGUUUAAUCCAGUCCAUGAACCCGAAGAGUAUGUGAAUAGUAUAUUUUUCGACCAGUGGGAUUAGACAUCAUUAAGUAAAACUUGAAAUCUAGAAUUCUUUACUAAUUUACGUUUGUGUAUUUUUGAACUAGCUAUUUGAUUAAUAUAAUUUGGUAAUACUAAGUAUUAAUAGCUAUCAAAUUAAUUUUGAAUGCCACUUUAAUAAUAGGUUUGUGUAUUUAGGAUAACUUGGACUGAUGGUACUAGAAUAAUAGAUGGUUGCAUCUUAGGCUCGUUUCACCUUGACGUGUAUAAUACACAUUUUCAAACACGCCGUAUGAUGUUUUCACAUUGAUGCAUAGUUUUGAAGCAUUUCGUAAUUGUACUACUCAUCGAGUCAGUGGUGUCUGGUCAAAAAUGAAUGUGAAAAAAAAUAAAAACUGUAAAUUAAAGCAGAGUAUGUGGAUCCUAUACUUUGACUAAGAAUUUUAAAAGUUUUUCAAUAUUGUAUGAAGAUUUAAAAUUUAAUCUUUAUAUUUUUCAUCGUCAACGUGUCAUAAAUUUCUCCGAACUUCCACUUCAAUAACAUAAAGUUCUGUACUUAUCAAUAUUCAUCAUUAAAUUUAAUAUAUUUUUACUUGUUUUGCCUUGAUAAAUGAAUAUAAAUGUUUAUGAGUUAAUAAACCCUGUGUAUUGAACGCUUAACUGUGAACAUUUCAAUGCAUAGUCAAUCCAGUGUCCAUACACUGGACCAACAAUCCACGGGUACAGCUUUUAACGAACUUACCAACCUGAAAAAGCAGGUGAUACGCUUGGCUAUGAAAUGGAGCUAAUAGAAAUCCAAUUUAUUAAAUAGAUAUUGUAACUAUGGAUUAAACUAUCUUCAUAGAGUUAAAAAUCUGAAGUAUUAAUUAUAUAUAACUUAAUCUUAUAAGAAGUUUUUAUUAUUUGUCAAACAAUAGAUGUGUUAGUUACUAAAGUGUACAAAUAAUAUGUACUCAUUGAAAUUACCUAAAUGCAUAACUUAAAAUCAGUUAUUCUAUUUCACUAUAUUUAUCUAUUGUGUAUAAAACAUUUAUUUGCAUUGUUGUUAAUUGUUUUUAUAUUAUCUCUUUUAGAAUAAAAUGGUUAAUCUAAGUUUGGAAGAAAAUAUUGUUAAUAGCAAUUUAGAAGAAGAAAUGUCCCAAACUUCUAAACGCAAAUAUGACAUAAUAGUAUUUGGAGCUUCUGGAUUUACUGGACAAUUUGUAGUUAUGGAAAUGGGGUUUUUUUCUCAAAUUUACAACUUAACCUGGGCCAUAGCUGGACGUAAUACAAACAAAUUACAAAAUGUAUUAGAUAAAAUGUAUAAAACUCAGAGUAAGUUACAUUUAUUAAUGUGAUUAGACAAUUAUUAUAAAAUAAUAAUAAACUAGUUUUACCAAAGUUUAAUUCAUCAAUAAAUAAGGGCUUUCAAUUUUGAAGGAACAUUAAACACCAUUGUGUAUUGUUUACAUUUUUAACUUUUAAAACAACAAUGGUGUCUUUUGUUUCUAUAAAAUUAUGAUAAGCAUGUUCAUCAGUUCAGAAGAUAUUUGUUAAUUUUAAGUACCUAUCUAUAAUAUUAUAAAUUGUUUAAGAAUUUAUACUUUUAUUUUAUUUAAAUAUUAUUUUAUUCAUAUUAAAAUAAUGUAACUGUGUUAAAUAUCAUGGCUGAACUCUGCAUAUAUUUGUAAUUUAUUAUUGACAUAUUCACAAUAUUAUGUUAUAAUUGUUGUUAAACAUGAUAAAUAAUUAUUUAUUUUUAUUUCAAUGAGUUUUGAAUGUAAUUUUUAAAAUAUUGUAUAGGUGGUAUUGAAGAUAAAAAAAUUGAUAUAAUUAAUGCUGAUUUAAAUGAUAUUAAAUCUGUUAUGAAAAUGGCACUAAGUACAUCUGUGAUUAUAAAUUGUGUUGGACCUUAUUAUAUUUAUGGAGAAGUUGUUGUUAAAUCGUGUGUUUUGUGUUCUACUCAUUACUUAGAUGUCACUGGUGAAAGUUUAGUGAGUUAUACCUCUUGAUGUUUAAAUAUAUAAUAAUCUAGAAAAUGCAGUUAUUAUAGUAUUAUUUAAUGAUCUUGUUUAAAAUAUUCUCAACAUUUUAUGGUUACUUCAGAAACAUAUAUCAGCUUUUGAACUUUUAAUAGUGAUCCCACUUAUUUAACUUAGAUUCCAAAAGAAAAUACUUUUUAAUACUUUUGAUAUGCAUGCAACUAUUAUUGGAUAUUCCAUUUAACAUGAAUUGUUUAGGUGUUCCAUGUGAACCUAACUUAAGGGUUCUAUAAUAACUGAAGAAACUAAAAGCAAAUAAAUUCAAAAUUAUUUUUUAUCAUUGAUUCAUGAUAAAAGAUUCAACACUUAUAUUACUAUGUAAUUAUAGUUUAUGGAGAAAAUGGCCUUUUUAUAUAAUAGUAAGGCUGAAGAAAAUAAUUCGCUUAUCAUAAGUGCUCUUGGAAUGGAAAGUGUUCCUGCUGAUAUUGGUGUGGAAUAUUUAUACAAUAAUUUUAAUGGUAUUUUAAUGGUUUAUUGAUUAUUAGUUUUAAAAAUUAUAAUUGAUUAAUAUUCUUAUUUUAUAGGAGAUUUGAAGAAUGUAGACAUCUACAUGAAAUUAUACAGUAUUUCAAAUGCAUUUCCUUCUGUAAGUAAUUUAAUUUUGGUUUUUUUUUGUAUUUUAAUUUUAGAUAUUAUGUGAGGUACCUAGAAUACAAAGGGUAUAAGUGACAUUUUAUUGAUUUUGAGAUCACCAAGUUGAAAGUUAUUUGUAUUUAAUAUAAGACUAUUUUAGUGAGAUCUAGUAUUUGAUACUAGAUCACAGUACAUGAUGAAUAAUUAUCUUAUAUUUCUUUGCCGCAAAAUAAAAUGAAACAUUUGUAGUUCACUUAAUUUAGAUUUUCUUGAAAAUGUCAGUUAUACCUCUUGUGGUCUAGGGGGUGUUUAAGCCUCAUGUGUAAACACAUUGGAUAGGAGGGACUGUAUUAAAGUAAUGUGUGUUCAAUUAUGUUGCCAUAAAAAUCAUUGGUCAGCAUAAAAAAUAAUAUUUGGUUGAUGGUUUUUAUUUGAUUGUACCAAAAGUUUUAUUAUAUAGUACUUACCGACAUUUCUCAAUCAUUCUAUUAUUAAUAUUGUUUAUCAGUAUACCUUAAUUAAAAAUAUUUUUAUGUUUUUUGUUAUAUUAUAUAAGAAAAUUGAUUUGGUCAACAUUUUUUUUUUUAUAUAAAUUAAAUAUUAAAUCUUAGUUUAUAUAUUUAAUAGGUGUUCCUAUGUAUUUUCAUGAAUUCUUCAUGUUAAAAUUUUUUUCGUUAUAUUUUUUUGAUUUUAAUCUGGUGUUUAACUAAUAUUUAUCUAUUAUUGCUAAGCAAUAGCUAUUUGGUGAGGCAGCCUUGUGUAUCAGAUUCACUUCUUGUAAACCUUGCUUAAGAAGUUUAAUACAUAUUUAUAGUUAUUAGUAAAUUAAAUGUCCAUAAUAACCUAAUAUAAAAAAAUAACAAAUUAUAGAUUGGUUUGCAGUGUUUUUCCAUUCUUUUCUAACAUGUGCUUUUAUUUCUACAUACAACUAUACACAUUUUCUACUAUCUGUAAAAAAGGAAUAUUGGACAUAUUUUAUUAUUAUAUAUAUUUUGAGCUAUAGGUAUUAACUAUUAAAUUGAACAACUGGGUUACCAAGUUAUUAUUAUAGUAGGUAUCUAUUUAUGCUUCUAAUAAAUGUAUAUGGUAGACAUAUUUUGUAGUUAAUGUACAAAAUAAAUGUUUUACAAAUAAUAUUUUUACUUUUUCUAAUAGGUAUGGGUAGUAUUCAUAUUAGCCGAGUCAUGUGUAUAUUACCCAAUUUUCAUAAUUAUCAUAUCUACUUAUCAAUAAUAGUUUUCCUGCCAAUAUUCUUCCAGUACUUUAUUAUGGGUUACUUUAUCCGUCCAGCUCAUCCUUAACAUUAUUCUAUAACACCACUUUUUUUUUUAUUCUUCUACUGUUAUUGUCCAAGUAAUACAUUGAUAUAAGACAUAUUUGAGUAAACAAAUAUUUUUCAAUGAGACUUUAGUUUCAUUAUUGUUAAAAGCUAUUUUUGUUAUUGCCAAAUAAAAUAUUUUUACAAUAUUCCACAAAGAAAAAAAAUCAAUAAGAACAGAAAAUUGUCAGUAAAAGUGACAUUUAUUAAUCAGAUUUGUUUCAACUUAAGUGUUAAUUUAUUUUAUAUUUAUUAUUUUAGAGUGCUUUAAUCCACGAAGGAACUUGGAUAAGUGCAAUAUUACAUUUAUCUACUCAAAAACAGCGUUUAUAUUACAGAACUUUGUUAGAUGAAUUAAUGGGAAUAAAUCGAGUAAAUCCUACUAUUUUAAAGUAUGCCAUUAUGAAUUAUGUCUUAUAUAUAGAUACAGGUCUUGUAUUUCAAGAAAAUUAUAUUAAUAUUUGCACAAUAAGCAACACAUACAUAAAAGCACAUAAAUAAUAUUCUUAAUGUUAUAGAAUUACUAAUUACAAAUUUUGUAUAAAACAAUCAUAAUAUUUAGUUGUUGAUAAAUAUCUAUACAUAUAAAGAUGUAUCUUUCAUGGUAUAUAUUAUAUGCUUGCACCUAAUAGAAACAGUGUUUUAAUUAUUUAAGGAUUUUGCAUAAGCAAAACAUUAGUAUUAAAAAGGACAAGAAAAAAUGGUGUUUAGCAUUUCCUGAACCAGAUCAAUCAGUUAUUGUCCGAUCAAUUCAUCAUGCUAAAACUAAAGAUAACCUGCCAUACAAUUUCUAUGCCAGGAACUAUAUAGUUUUUGGAAGUUUGAUAACAGCCAUAAUUGCUUUAUUAAUGUUUGCCAUCUUGUCAUUUAUGGUUAAAUUUGAACCUAUCAGAAAACUUUUUAUUCAAGUAAAAUUAAUAUUAGAAAAAAUUAUUUGUACAAAUAUUUAUUUAAUGUUUUUACAGUUUCCAAAAAUAUUUUCGUUUGGCAUUGCUACAAAAACGGGUCCAAAUGAAAAAUUAAUGGAAAAUGGACGGAUGCUAUUAACUUUAAUUGGUUAUGGUUCAGUUUCUAUUCAAUCUGAAACAAACAUAAAUGAAAUAAAACAUGGUGUUAAAAAAACUAUUGUUAAGGUAAUUUGUUUACUAUUUAAGUUUUACUUAAAUGAAUGUUUCAUUUGUUUUAUGUAUUUAUAGUUUAAAGCAAAAAAUCCUGGCUAUGGGUUCACUAGCAAAGCAAUUGUAUUAGCAGCUGUCACAAUAUUAAGAGAUAAUGUUAUUAAAAGGUUGCUUUAUUAUGUUAAUCAUAUUUAAAAUAUAUUAAUGUAAACAUUUAAAUUCAAUGUUUAAUACUUUUUUCAAAAAAAUUAGUAUAAAUAAAUAUUGUAUGUUAUACAAAGCUGUGAUUAUUAUUACAUAUAGAUAUUUUUACUUUUAAUUGUUUUCUGAGGAUAAUCAUGUGUCAUUUCUGUUAUAUUCAAAUCUAUAUUAAUAAUCGUCAUAGAUCUCAUUACCUUCGGAAAACAUUUGAUAUUAAGAUAUUUAUAUAUAUUUUUUUUUAUUGUUUUACAGGGGUGUUUUAACACCAGCUGCAGCAUUUCGUAAUACUCAGUAUUUAAAUCGGCUCAUAGAAUAUGAUGCUGCCACUAUAGAAAUUGAAUCUGAACAGAUUAUUUACAAAAAUUAAUUAAAAAUUAUUUUUCUGUGAUAAAAUUUUAUAUUUGUAUUAGAUAUACUUGCAUAUGCAUAUACAAGGUUAAUUUUAUAUUAUAAUUCAUAUUCAGAAAUUGCUCUACCAAAAAUUAUUGUUUUUGUGUACUUACUAAAUAAAAUAUAAUAUACCAAAUAAUACAUAGAAAUUGUAC
Cinara cedri is the source of this 6317-nucleotide messenger RNA. The record is from the annotation of a GenBank genome assembly. Lineage: Eukaryota; Metazoa; Arthropoda; Insecta; Hemiptera; Aphididae.